Molecule: messenger RNA, 2717 nt
Organism: Prosopis cineraria
Lineage: Eukaryota; Viridiplantae; Streptophyta; Magnoliopsida; Fabales; Fabaceae
Product: ATP-dependent DNA helicase Q-like 3
Exons: 19
Coding region: 150-2336 (728 amino acids)
Biological process (GO): double-strand break repair via homologous recombination
Cellular component (GO): cytoplasm; chromosome
Molecular function (GO): 3'-5' DNA helicase activity; nucleic acid binding; four-way junction helicase activity
Source: RefSeq, a predicted model, not a curated record
AUGAACUUGAACAUAAGAAACCUGACAGAUGAAAGAGUGUUUUUUAAAGAAAGAAAAAGAAGAAGAGCGCCAAUCGUGUGCAAUACUGUGAUAGCAGACGAAGGAAAACCAACGCUCAAAAUUUUCCUUUUUCCGUGGUGGGGAAUCCAAUGGACAAGUGUCCUUUGCCAUUAAAGAACAUAGAAAGUAAAACCCAUGAGAAUAAGAAGAGGGUUUUAUCUGGGAAGGAAGCAUUGGUGAAGCUUUUAAGAUGGCAUUUUGGUUACCCUGAUUUUAGGGGCAAGCAAUUGGAGGCUAUUCAAGCUGUACUUUCAGGAAGAGAUUGUUUUUGUCUUAUGCCAACAGGAGGAGGGAAGUCAUUAUGUUAUCAGAUCCCUGCAUUGGCUAAAACAGGAAUAGUUCUAGUUGUUUGUCCAUUAAUAGCUUUGAUGGAAAACCAAGUGAUGUCAUUAAAGGAGAAAGGAAUUGCUGCGGAAUUUCUCUCCUCAACCCAAACAGCUGAUGUAAAAAAUAAGAUUUAUGAGGACCUUGAUUCUGCAAAGCCUUCUAUAAGGCUGCUGUAUGUCACCCCGGAAUUGAUAGCAACACAGGGUUUUAUGUCAAAGCUGAAAAAAAUAUAUGCUAAAGGGUUGUUGAAUCUCAUUGCCAUAGAUGAGGCACAUUGCAUCUCAACUUGGGGCCACGAUUUCAGACCUAGCUACCGUAAGCUUUCAUCGUUGAGAGACCACCUUGUGGAUGUACCAAUGUUAGCUCUGACUGCUACGGCUGCUCCUAAGGUGCAGAGGGAUGUGGUAAAAUCAUUGAACAUGCAAAAUCCAUUAAUACUAAAGUCAUCUUUUAAUCGUCCUAAUAUAUACUAUGAAGUACGAUACAAAGAUCUGUUGGAAGAUGCUUAUACUGAUAUGUCCAAUAUGCUAAAAUCUAAAGGAGAUGUCUGUGCAAUUGUUUACUGCCUUGAGCGUUCAACAUGCAAUGACCUGGCAGCUCAUCUAUCCCAAAAUGGCAUUUCCUGUGCUGCCUAUCAUGCAGGGUUGAAUAAUAAGUUGCGGACGUCUGUGUUGGAUAAUUGGAUUUCAUCCAAGAUACAAGUUGUUGUUGCCACUGUUGCUUUUGGGUUAGGCAUUGAUAGAAAGGAUGUCAGAAUUGUAUGCCACUUUAAUAUUCCAAAGUCAAUGGAAGCAUUCUAUCAGGAGUCAGGCAGAGCAGGUCGUGAUCAGUUGCCCUCUACGAGUUUGAUGUACUAUGGAGUAGAUGAUCGCAAACGAAUGGAAUUUAUACUGAGCAAAUCUGGAAGCAACAAGUCACAGUCAUCAAGCUCUCAAGAAGAAUCAUCCAAAAGGUCCCUAGCUGACUUUAGUCAGAUGGUUGAAUACUGUGAAGGAUCUGGAUGCCGAAGGAAAAAGAUUCUUGAGAGUUUUGGGGAGCAGGUGACGGCAUCACUAUGUGGAAAAUCAUGUGAUGCUUGCAGACAUCCGAACUUAAUUGCUAGAUGUUUGGAGGACUUAACAACUGCCCGAUCAUUACACCAGAAGCAUAGUUCCUCUCGAGUCUUCAUCACCAGUUCGACGAGUGGGGUUGAUGAAGAACAAGUAUCUGAAUUCUGGAAUCGUGAUGAAGAAGCAAGUAGAUCAGAUGAGGAUAUAUCUGAUUCAGAUGAUGGUGCUGAGAUUGUCAACAACCUAACCAAAUCAAAGUGUAAAUCAAGAUUGGGAGUGAAUGAAAAAAUUGCAUUGUUGCAACGUGCUGAAGAAAAUUUCUAUGGAAAUGAAAAUGCUGAGAAACAGAGAAACAAAGUUGACAAGAAUGCUAUAUCUGACACAAUGAGAGGAGCAAGCAGGGAAAAACUGCAAAAUUCUCUAAAGCAGGCCCAGCAACGGCUUCACAACUUGAAGAUUGAGGUGGAAACCUCAGCAUCUUUGCUUGAGGAUGAAUGCUAUAAGAAAUAUGGGAAGGUUGGCAAAUCAUUCUAUUAUUCACAGGUGGCAAGUACUGUUAGGUGGCUGUCAACUACAAAUUCAACUGAUCUGGUAAGUCGCCUUAGAGGAGUCGAUGCUUCCUCAUCAAUGAUCGUGUCGUCCGAGGAGGAACAUCCUGUUAAGACACCACCUUUGUCAGACCCUUCUGUGAAAGAAGGGACUGACAAUGAACCUGAUGCCAUUCCUGAGUCAGAAACCUCCCCAUGCGCUUUACCAAUUGAAAGUUCAUCCUUGAAGACAAACUUGCCUCCAAUUCCAUCCUUUUCCGAGUUUGUUAACAGUGAGAAGGUAAAAGGUAGCCCAACAAGAACCACACAACAGCUCUCUCCAAGAGUAGAGAAGAGGAUGAGACUAUCGUAAGUAUUUGCGUUUGAAAGCACCGGUUGUUUGCUGCAAUAUUUCUGUCUAGCACCAACUUUGAUCUUUGUUGAUAGAAGCCUCUAUAGUUUUCUUAAAUCACUGCUUGUCUUUGUUUAGUAUUAGUUCAAAUGAUCCAAAAUUCAAUGAUCAUCAGUUAUGUUUAUGGAUUCCAGUUGAGGCAUGAGCCGGUGUUGAUGGGUUUCAUUGAACUGUGCUAGCUUCAUUGUAAGCUAAAGAAAGGGCUUUGGGAUAGUUAAUGAACUGAUGAAAGUAUGAGCUUUUUGUUCUCUAGUUUGAUUGUUGAACCAGUGAUCAUAAAACAAAUAUUUUUAAAUUUAUAUGUUGAAAAUAUAAUAUAAUCAAGGGACAGUAUAGCUUGUA